Messenger RNA from Tripterygium wilfordii, 1568 nucleotides. Its product is annotated as snRNA-activating protein complex subunit-like. The record is from RefSeq and is a predicted model, not a curated record. Gene Ontology annotation, cellular component: snRNA-activating protein complex. Gene Ontology annotation, biological process: snRNA transcription by RNA polymerase II; snRNA transcription by RNA polymerase III. Gene Ontology annotation, molecular function: bent DNA binding; RNA polymerase II cis-regulatory region sequence-specific DNA binding; RNA polymerase III type 3 promoter sequence-specific DNA binding. Bases 73 to 1530 code for a protein of 485 amino acids. Lineage: Eukaryota; Viridiplantae; Streptophyta; Magnoliopsida; Celastrales; Celastraceae. The transcript has 11 exons.
CUGUGCCCUCGGCGUUUGAAAAUUGAAAGCGAUUCUCUUUCCCCGCAACCCCUCCUCCUCCCGGCUUCAGAGAUGACAGAAGAAUCAAUGGAGAUUGCGCAGUUCGAGCAAGAGCAUGUAGACGAUGCGAACUUUUCGAUUCCUCGGGGUGGUCCUCGCUACAUUCCGAACAUGGUAGGCCCUCUUACCAGGGUUGCUGACUUCGAGGCCUCUGCUGCCCGCCAACUUCAGGAGUUAGAGUACGAGUUGUUGCCAGAUUCUUUCAGUGAUGAGGAUAUAUCUGUUGAUGAGCUUAGAGUUUUCACAGAUGAUGAGUUGGUCGAUAUGGCUUUGAAGGAAGAUUUUCAAGAUGCUGAGAAUACUGAGAAAUCUUUGCAAGUCUGGGAGGGGAACUCUGUCGCCGGAAAAAAUGGUACAUCUGCCAAUAAAGAUGCAUGUUCUGAUUCCUCUCAAAGAGGAGGGAAGACUUCUGCUUCAUUAGAAUCCACAUAUGGAUCUCAGACCGACACCAUUGUCAAUGUAGCUGCAGAUAAUACCAAAUCAAGAAGGAAGAAAAGAAGAGGGAAUAAGCGUGCUCUGGAGGAUAGUUAUAUUGAAAAGGUGGAGGAACUUGCAAAAAUCAAACAAAAGCAAGAUGAAGACAAAGCAGCAGCUAGGCUUCAUUGUUUCAUCCCUAGCUGCAAGGUCAACGAAUCUUCCGUUGCAUCAUCAGAGAGAAUUAAAAGGAUGCAAUCACUCAGGUCCAUAAACUCUGAAAGAAAGAUGAAGGCAUCAAAUAUUCAGGAGCAUAUACGUGUGUUAUAUCCGGAAGUUAUACUUUGCAUUGAAGUUUAUCAUGCUAUAAAAAAAUGGUCGAAGACCCAGGAGUUCUUGGUCCUAGGGCGACAAACCCUGUCUGAACUAAGGGAUAAGAUUAAUUGUUUGACAGACUGUGUGAUGCAAAAGGCGGAGCAGCCUGAUCCUUCCGGAUAUUUCCUCAUAGAAGAUGUAUUCUACAAUGAUUUAAGAGAUCCCUCUGCCAUAGAUUAUAGUGAACCUAUAUUUGAUUGGCUUGAGAACUCGAGGCAUGAAGCUCUUAGAAAAUGGGACUGCAUUAUAAGUGGUGAUUUACAAAAGAAGCAAAAAGCAAUUGUAGGUGAGGUGAAAUCAUCAGAUUUGCCUCAUUUCAAGUCCUUUGCAAUGCAGAAGUCGCGGUUUUAUGACUUGAGGUUUCGACUUGGUGCUGGAUAUCUGUACUGUCAUCAGGGAGACUGUAAGCAUACUAUAAUAAUCAGGGACAUGAGGUUGAUUCAUCCCCAGGACGUGCAGAACCGGGCAGCUUAUCCAAUUAUCAUCUUUCAAAUGAAGAUACGUGCCCGAAAAUGCGAUGUUUGCAAUAUCUAUAGAGCUACUAAGGUUACUGUAGAUGACAAGUGGGCAGGGGCGAACCCUUGUUAUUUCUGUGACGAUUGCUAUUUCCUGCUUCACCACAACAAAGAUGGCAGCCUCUUGUACAGUGACUUCCUAGUGUAUGAAUAUAUGCAUGAUUAAUUGCUUUGGGGUAAUACAUCAGUCGUAAUCCUUUUGAA